This is a messenger RNA of Neoarthrinium moseri, 2442 nucleotides long. RefSeq lists its product as uncharacterized. Gene Ontology annotation, molecular function: beta-glucosidase activity. The transcript has a single exon. Bases 1 to 2442 code for a protein of 813 amino acids. Lineage: Eukaryota; Fungi; Ascomycota; Sordariomycetes; Amphisphaeriales; Apiosporaceae. The record is from RefSeq and is a predicted model, not a curated record.
AUGGGGGACUUCGCCGCCGCAGAUCUUUCCGACGCAGCCCUGGGAGGCUCGAUCAGUAUCGAGGAUGGUCGUUUCGUCGACGGCUACGGCCGCGCCCUGAUGUUGCGGGGCUUCAAUGUGUCUGGGGGCUCGAAACUGCCUACCAAGCCCAAUGGUUUAUCUCAUCUCACCGACGGUUUCUACGAGCACAGGACCGUGACCUUCACCGGCCGGCCAUUUCCUCUCGGGGAUGCUCACCUUCAUUUCCGCCGCUUGCAGGCCUGGGGCCUCCCAUUCAUUCGGCUGCUGGUCACAUGGGAAUCGAUCGGGCAUGCGGGCCCAAAUCCGACCACGGACCUAGACCUGGAGUACAUCGCCUAUCUCCGCCAGCUGAUCCAGAUGAUGCCGCAGUAUGGGAUUAAGUGCUUCAUCUGUGCACAUCAGGAUGUAUGGAGUCGCUUCAGCGGCGGCAGCGGCGCACCAGGCUGGACCUUUGAGGCUGCUGGUUUGAACAUCGAGGCCUUUACCGACACUGGUGCCGCUUAUGUGCAUGGUCAGGACGAGCUUCGAAGGGCGCAGGCGCCCGUGAAUGAGAAGGAGCCCAGCGGCCCGUUUGUGUGGCCGUCCGGGUACCAGAAGCUGGCUGCAUCGACCAUGGCUACCCUGUUUUGGGCGGGUGACGCGUUGGCGCCAGAUCUGCGAUGUCGUCGAUCCCCUCUUUCGGGUUCGGGCGAGCCAGAAGAAGUCUCGGUCCAGGAAUUCUUGCAAGGUGCCCUUGUCGAAGCGUUUGGACGACUAGCGGAUGAGGUCGCCGGCCUCGAGGCAUGCGUUGGAUUUGAGCCCAUGAACGAGCCGCAUCGCGGUCUUGUGAACCUGCACGGAUUCCACAACUGGAACUAUGACACAGACCUUCACAUUGGUUACUAUCCAUCUCUGGCACAGGCGCUCGCGCUUGGGAGUGGUUAUGCUCAGACCGUGCCUUACUACGUUAAGUCCUGGCCUUGGCCAACGCGUCAAUCUCAUCAGUCGCUGGUCGACCCCCUGGGCCGAUCCGCUUGGAUAGAUGAUGUAUCAGGCGCUGGCACUGAUCGUCCUCGUGGGUUGGGUAAGUGUGUAUGGCGUGCGCAUGGCGCGUGGGACUGGGACGAGAAGAGCCAAAAGCCGGUGGUCCUCAAGCCUGACUAUUUUGAGUACGACCAUCGGCCAGGAUCUGAGGGCACACGUAUUGAAUGGUAUCGCGACUGUUACUCCCCUUUCCUCCGCAGGUUUUCCGAACGUGUGUCACGCAAAUCUCCAAAGUAUUUCUCGUUAGUGGAACCGAUACCCAACGAGUUCAUGCCCCCUUGGGCCGGCGAGAGUGCUGGCAAUCGCGUCGACCAGGGGCCACGACAAGAAUACGCUGUCCAGACGGCGCUGCCUGUAAAUGAUCGUCCACGCAACCUUGUGUAUGCGCCACACUUCUACGACCUCAAUGUUCUAUUUAGCAAGUCCCACGCCUGGAUGAGCGUCAACGUGCAAGGACUUGCUAGAGGCAUGUUCGUUCUGAAUGGGCUCUAUUUCGGAUCCUCCGGCCUACGUCGGAAUUAUCGCAAACAGAUCGGUAACAUUGUCGCUUAUGGCCGUGCCUCACUUGGCAAAUUGCCAGUCGUCAUUGGCGAGAUAGGCAUCCCCUACGACAUCAAUAACGGGCAUGCGUUUCUGACGGGCGACUACGACAAGCAACGGGACCUCAUGGGAGCCCUCAUCAGCUCCAUGGAGGAUAAUUUAAUCGACGGGUUCUCCCUGUGGAAUUAUAACCCUGAUAACAGAGUUGAAUACGGCGACGGGUGGAACAGGGAGGACUUCUCAGUCAUCAAUGGUGAUGACGUUAUUACGGGUGACCAGUCAGACAGACAGACCAAAGUACGCCCGGACUACCGCAAUGCCAUUCACGAAUCUGAUGAGCUAUAUCGCGGCUGCAGGGUCCUUGAUACGGUGAUCAGGCCGUACGCGGUGAAAGUCGCGGGCGUUCCACGACGCUCGGAUUGGAACCCGCGCACGCUGCGAUAUGAGUUUGAGUGGGCCAGCCGUGAGCUGACCGAGAGAAUGCCCAACGGAAAGUGUUCAACAACAGAGAUCUACAUCCCAAGCUACCACUACAGCAAACACAAGCUCCAUAUCAAGGCCAGCCAUGGCCUGGCUUGGUCAUUUGAUGAAUCUAAGCAGACCUUGUUUAUAUCCCAGAAGGAUAUAAGCGCGUCCCUAGGCCAAAAAGUCUCGAUUGAGAUCGAUGCAGUGCAGACGCACUUGAUGCAACGGGUACGACAGCAGCGCGAAGCGUUGUCAUCACAUGGAUUGGGGACGUUGGUACCCCCUCUGCUCAUUGCGAUGUGGGAAACUGUUACUUUUACCUAUCUCGCUUUGCUAGCUAUCUCAAUCCCUGGGGUUCUUGGCGCUGUAUUAUUCUAUGAGCUGCUCAAAUGA